AUGGCUACGACGAAUUCAGAGUACAACGAAAAGACCACCGCAACAGAAGUUGCGAGUGCAUUUGCGAACCAAAUCCGAGGUAAAAAUGUGGUAAUCACUGGUGUCGGCCCCAACAGUCUUGGUGAAGCCCUUGCAUUGGCAAUUGGGAGCCAACAGCCUGCCAAAUUGUUUCUGGCGUCGCGCACAGAAUCCAAAGUCCAACAAGUUGCCGACAAGGUCAAAUCGCUAUCACCAGGCACUUCAAUUGAAGUAGUGGCCUUGAACCUUGCAUCUCAAAAAUCGAUCCAUGCUGCCGCAUCGAAGAUACAAAGCCAAGCCGAUCGAGUGGACAUACUGAUUAAUAACGCUGGUAUGAUGGUACUGGAAAAGGAGACCACUGAGGAGGGCAUCGAGAUUCAGUUUGGUACCAAUCAUAUCGGACAUUUCCUCUUCACGAACCUGCUCAUGGAUCAGCUGAAGCGUGCCGCUAAAUCCUCGGAGAUCGGGUCGACUCGAGUCGUUAAUGUGACCAGUGCUGGACAUCGUUUGUCACCUCUUCGCUUCCAUGAUUACAACUUCGAGGGCAAAGAAUUGCCUCAAGAUGAAAGACCCCCUGAUGGCUUGCCUCCAAUGUUUAGUCCCACUGCGGCUGGGUAUAAUGGAUGGCUGGCGUACGGACAGUCCAAGACAGCCAAUAUCCUGUUCACCGUCUACUUGACCCAGCACCUGGCAUCUGCUGGCAUUGUCUCGUAUAGUGUUCAUCCUGGGUCAAUUUGGACCGGUCUCAGUCGAGGCCUGGACGAUAGUGGAUAUGAGACCUUGUCCAAAACUAGCAACUUUUGGAAGACAGGGGAUCAAGGUGCCGCGACCAUGCUCGUUGCUGCAUUCGACCCAGCUUUAAAUGCUGUCUCUGAGCCAUCAGCUGUUUAUCUCAGCGAUUGCCAAUUCGCAGAGGCUGUGCCACAUGCUGUGAAUGUUGAAGCUGCAGAGAAGCUAUACCAUUUGAGUGAGGAGCUUGUGGGAAUGAAGUUUCCGCUGUGA
This is a messenger RNA of Penicillium daleae, 1020 nucleotides long. Its product is annotated as Short-chain dehydrogenase. The coding region runs from base 1 to 1020 and encodes 339 amino acids. The record is from RefSeq and is a predicted model, not a curated record. NCBI's taxonomy places the organism in Eukaryota, Fungi, Ascomycota, Eurotiomycetes, Eurotiales, Aspergillaceae. The transcript has 4 exons.